Lemur catta (Ring-tailed lemur) is the source of this 3869-nucleotide messenger RNA. RefSeq names its product platelet activating factor acetylhydrolase 1b catalytic subunit 2 (gene PAFAH1B2). The transcript is spliced from 6 exons. Bases 131 to 820 code for a protein of 229 amino acids. Lineage: Eukaryota; Metazoa; Chordata; Mammalia; Primates; Lemuridae. The record is from RefSeq and is a predicted model, not a curated record.
GGCGCUGGAGCUGGGGCCAGAGGAGGGACGCGCCGGAGCGGGGCCGCCGGGACUGAGCGAGCGACAGACGCGCCACCCGCCGACGCCGCAGCCGCCAGGGGCCCGUACGGACCCUCUGCUUCAGUAUAGAAUGAGCCAAGGAGACUCAAACCCAGCAGCUAUCCCACAUGCAGCGGAAGAUAUUCAAGGAGAUGACAGAUGGAUGUCUCAGCACAACAGAUUUGUCCUGGACUGUAAAGACAAAGAGCCUGAUGUACUGUUUGUGGGAGACUCCAUGGUGCAGUUAAUGCAGCAGUAUGAGAUAUGGCGAGAACUUUUUUCCCCACUUCAUGCACUGAAUUUUGGAAUUGAGGGAGAUACGACAAGACAUGUUUUAUGGAGACUAAAGAAUGGAGAACUGGAGAAUAUUAAACCUAAGGUCAUUGUUGUCUGGGUAGGAACAAACAACCAUGAAAAUACGGCAGAAGAGGUAGCAGGUGGAAUUGAGGCCAUUGUACAACUUAUCAACACAAGGCAGCCACAGGCCAAAAUCAUUGUAUUGGGUUUGUUACCUCGAGGUGAGAAGCCCAACCCUUUGAGGCAAAAGAAUGCCAAGGUGAACCAACUUCUCAAGGUUUCCCUGCCGAAGCUUACCAAUGUGCAGCUCCUGGAUACAGAUGGGGGCUUUGUGCACUCGGACGGUGCCAUCUCCUGCCACGAUAUGUUUGAUUUUCUGCAUCUCACAGGAGGGGGCUAUGCAAAGAUCUGUAAACCCCUCCAUGAACUGAUCAUGCAAUUGUUGGAAGAAACACCUGAGGAGAAACAAAACACCAUUGCCUGACUGGCUCCCAUCAGUGUUAAUAGCAUCCCAGCUUCCUCAGAUCAGUAUGUCACUGGCACUACAGAAUCCUUCUCUUUCUUAAGGCACUUUGCAUUGUAGAAUGUUCCUGGAUGUUCAUAUCUAGUGUUUGAAAGGGAGGAGGGAUUUAAACUGGUCCUGUACAGUUUGUUUGACACAGGAGAAAAAUUAGCCAAGGAAGAUUGUAGUUUAAAUUCAUUUGAAACCAGAAGGGGACUUUUUAGUUGUAUGUGUGACCAAUUUGUUGAAUUAUCACUGUUUUUCCUAGGAUAACAGCAAGCCUAAGUACUGAACAAUAUGAAGAUUCUUUUCUUGGCCUUUCUCUCUAUGGAUUAUGUCAUAUAUAAUUAUCAGAAUGACCUACUUGGCUUUAAAACAUGUUUUUUUCUAAUUUUUAAGGUUCAUAAUUUAGCCUUUUGUUUUUAUUUUGCUUUCAUUUGUGUCCUUAAUAUUUUCUUAACAUUUAGCAUCAGAUUGAACAUGCUUUGUCAUUCAAAUAUGAGAGACACUAUAGUUACAAGUGAAUUUGUUCCACUUCUUAAUCUUUCCCAUGCUAAGCAAUGAAAAAACAGGUUUUGCCCCAUUCAGGAGACUUCUUGGAGGGUAUUAUUUUUAUGCUGCUGAAUAUCAUGUCUAUAAUAGACCCAUGCAUGCAACCCUUCCUCCUCAUCCUCCCCUACACCCCCCUUUUUUUUGGUCCUCGUUGACAUUACAACCUUUUAACACAUUUUUGGCCUAGGAGCUCUGUUGCUGGAAAUAUAAGUCCCAGCCAGUUAUUCUCAUCAUAUUGCCGAUGUAGAACUCAUUCUUGUGUGGUGUUCUGUGCUAUAGAGUCUGUGUAGUGUUAUCCAUAUUCAGAGUUCUGGUUUGUUUUGUUUUUCCCUUAAAAUCUGUUACAGUUCCCUUUUUUGGGAAAAAAAAAUCAGAACUCUGUUUCCCAUUCCAAAAUGUCUGACAUUAUUUCAAGUUUUAUAAUAUCUUAAGGUGUAUAUUUUAUUUUUUUUUAUUGGCUUAGUUUUUAAAUUAUAUUAAUCCCACCAAAAUUUGGCCUUUUCCCAUGGGGAAGCAAGUGAAGCUGCUCUUCAGAACAGACAUUCUACCUUUAUCCCAUCAUUUUAAUAACAAAAGAACUAGGUUUGUGUAACUUUUAAGGUUUCUCAUUAAUGUACCUUCACCUGAGAAUUUCUUUGAAGAGAACUCUUUAUAAUCUUAAUGUUUGCUUGAGCUAUGAGAACUGCCAUUUAGAAAAAUAAUGGGAUAAUAGAUGGUUUAUUGUUCAGUAUACUUAUGGAAUGUGUACAAACUGAAUCUAUAAAUAGAUAUUUUGAACUGGACCAGGUGGGUAUUGAAGUAACACCCAUCAAAAUGUGCUCUGCAGUGAUUCUGCUUAAUGUUCAAGUUCAAUUACUGAGGUAAUAUGUUUUAUGUUAUGUUUGCAAGGCAAAUGGCAGUGCUUUUGUGUGUUGGAGGAGGGGUUACUGAUCUGUGCUAAGACCCACUUCUGAUUGAGAGGGAUAGAACUUGGGCUGAUUUUUUUUUUUCUUGUCAAGCCUCUUUGUAGAAAUUUUCUUGUUUUUGUUCUUUGUCGUUUUUUUAAAAAAAGUACUUUUUUGAAUGUAUCAUGUCUUUAUUAACAACAGAAAAUACACAUGGUGUUUACUAAACUUGUUUACUAUAUUAAAAUUUCCUUUUUAUUUUUAGUAGCCCAGGUUCCUGAGUUUUUCAAGACAGAUUUUUUUUUUCAGCUGAGGUAUAGUUGUAUAUAGGAGGGAGAAUUAAGCCAGAAUUUUGUGUGUGAAAAGACAGUUUCCUAUCCAGGUCUUUUUCCGUUCGUCACAGGAUGGGAGUAUUGUCCAAAUAAACCCAUUAGGUUACUCCUGCAGCAUGCGCUUUUAGCUUCUCUCUUAACUGAGGAUCAAAUAUCCCUUUGUGAGCUGGCCUUCAGCUCCUUUGCUUAUGUGUAGAAACCUCAGAUGUUACUACAUUUUGUAUCUACCAGAGCUAUUCAAGCAAUAGUUAUUUGAACCACUAGCCUUUUAAAUAAAAUUCUGCCCCAUUACUAAUGUGCAGAUACUGAGUUCACUUUCAUUUCUUGCCAUAUUUCUUUGUACUGCUUUAGGCAAAAAGUGUUAAUCUGUUUUCCUUUGAUGGACAUCCCAGUUUGCUUCAGUGACUGAACUUACUGAUUAGUCUUUGUACUUUUUUUAUCUGUAAAUUUAAUGCACUGUCCAAGUGAAAUGUUCUAGUUGUCAUUGUGAUUAAGGGGCCAACUUUCCAGGCAGCUAGCAGAGAUAUUAUUCUGUUCCUCUCACAGCAAACUUUAAUUCCUUUGCCCAUGCAUUCCUGCUGCACUAGAUGGCAGCCAGUGAUAAAGAUGUCUGUGGUCAUAACUUGAAUGUGGCAGGUUGAAAAUGUACUGCCAGGGGUGAUCCUAGGGCAGGUUGUUUUGCUGUCCACAUAUUCUAGAUUGCCAUAGGCAGUCCUUUGGCUACCACCUUGGGUCUUUGGACUAUUGAAGGCAUCUGCCUAAACCCGAAAUCUUUUGUCAAAAACCUUAACCUGACACAAGUCUUGAGUAGCUCAUGCCUUGCUCUGAAGAAUUCUGUCUCAUCGUUAAAAAAAAAAAAAUUCCAACUUUCUUUUUUUAUUUUUUUUAACCUAGUCACUGUUUACAGUUGUAUGCUAAAGCCUGAAAUAUUGUCUGUGCUGUGGUGUAUGAGCAUUGCCAAUUUUAUAUUUAUUGCAGUGAAGAAGAAACUAAAAAUAUAUGAAAAUAAGGAGCAUGUCCAAGCUCCUAAAUCUUGUGUGGGUGCAUGUGGGAGAAGUGAGUUGGGGCCUCUUGAAAGGAGGCAUUUUGGAGAGGGGUCCCCCGGGCUUCUUCUCGGUGUUCCUGCUUGGGGAUCACUGCUGCUAGCUGACUGGACCUCCCCAACGAAAGUUUGUGAUUCUGCUUUGGCAAAGUUCCAUUGACUAGUAGAACUCAUUCUGUUUUAGUGUAUAUUUCAAUAUAAAUGUAAACAUUUCGCUCAAA